Alosa alosa (allis shad) is the source of this 5673-nucleotide messenger RNA. Its product is annotated as probable G-protein coupled receptor 153. The record is from RefSeq and is a predicted model, not a curated record. Gene Ontology annotation, molecular function: G protein-coupled receptor activity. Gene Ontology annotation, cellular component: membrane. Gene Ontology annotation, biological process: G protein-coupled receptor signaling pathway. The coding region runs from base 1224 to 3404 and encodes 726 amino acids. Lineage: Eukaryota; Metazoa; Chordata; Actinopteri; Clupeiformes; Clupeidae. The transcript is spliced from 6 exons.
UGGGUAUUCGUAUCGCUGGGCAUGUGGGUCUCUAUGUGGCUUGGCCCACGUCUCUGACGGAACUGUGCCCGACCCAUCUCCUCAACCGAGAGUGUGUUGGUAGCAAUUGCUGACAAGUCUCCAGCCAAUCACCACCCCGUGCGCAGUGUAGGGGAUGCCUCGCCAUUCGAGUCGCACUGAUGUGGUCUAUUGUGUGCGUUAUUGGACCUUGUGUGGAUACCUAUAGCGCAUUCUCUUGCUUUUGUGUAGGAUGUUGCAGUCAUAGUUUCAUUUUCAAAAUAGUUUUCAGGAAAAACAGCUUUGGAGAGGCUACUUGCUAACUUUACAGGAUAUACUUAUUUUUAUUCAACAACAUAUGGCAGAUUGCUCUCUACAAAAGAAAACCACUGUCUAUCAGAACUAAAAAUGUCAGUGUUUACAAGUGAAGUGAUUUAAAUGAAAUGCAACUCCACCCCGGGAGCGACAUGGAAAACGUGCUUUGACGAAGAGAUCGUUCUCAUUCACUGUUUCUGCUUCGUUGAGCGAUAACUGUAUGGAUACGGUAGACAUUUGUUUAAGAAUGCAAUACGAGCAUGCUGUGUUAAAUCACGGCGUUUUUUUGCAUCCAUUCGCCCUGGAUUGGUAACAAAUGAGAUCGAAAGCUGAUUCCGCUCUAACGAAAUGAAAGACGUUCGGGAAGUGCUUUUUUAGGCGCCACUCUAAGCAUUCUUAGCCUGCCUGUCCAUUUUCCAUUUUGCGUGACAUAUGUUUCGCUCCGGACUGUUCUUUGCCGUGCAUACCAUCUCACAGGUCGGAAUGUAAGGAUUGCACGCCACAGUUUUGAAUACCGAAACAUUACAAGGGGAAUAGGCACCGCCGUUUGUUUGUGAUUCUGUACAUUGAAGAGAUUGUCGCUCAAAGAAGGACUCUUGGCGUUCUGGCGUGGCGUGUCUGUGCCUCCUCCCCUUCCUCCGCCGUGUCCCGCGGCUGCCAUGCUCAGAGUGCCCCACGCCGCCCGGCCCGUGCCCCUGCUGCAGCCCUAGCCCCCGUGCCCGCCCCAGUAGGAUGCCCGGUCUCGUCCAGGCUCAGGCUCGCCCUCGUCCUCGUCCUCCACCCCGCCGCCACCGUCGCCACCACGCCCGCACCUCCGUCUGCCGCUGCCGCCUCCACCACCCGUCCUUCGCCUCCGCCUGCGCCCCGACCUCGCCCGGCCGUUGGCCGCGGCGCCCCGCCCCGCCCGCACCAUGAGCGAUGAGGAGGUGAUCGGCACCAACGCUCUGGCGUGGCUGGUCUGCUCGGGCGUGUCCAUCCUGGCCAACGCCUGGGGCAUCCUGAGCGUGAGCGCGAAGCAGAAGAAAUGGAAGCCUCUGGAGUUCCUGAUAUGCACGCUGGCCGGCACGCACAUCCUCAACAUGGGCAUCCCCGUCACCAUGUACUGCGUCAUCACGCUGCGCCGCCAGCACUCCACCUACGAGUGGAACGAGGGCCUCUGCAAGGUGUUCGUCUCCACCUUCUACACCCUCACGCUGGUCACCUGCUUCUCCAUCACCUCGCUCUCCUACCACCGCAUGUGGAUGGUGCGCUGGCCGGUCAACUACAGGCUGAGCAACACUAAGAAGCAGGCGGUACACACGGUCAUGGGCAUCUGGAUGGUCUCCUUCAUCCUGUCCACGCUGCCGGCCGUGGGCUGGCAUGACACCACCGAGCGCUUCUACACGCACGACUGCCGCUUCAUCGUCACGGAGAUCGGCCUGGGCUUCGGCGUGUGCUUCCUGCUGCUGAUCGGCGGCAGCGUGGUCAUGGGCGUGGUCUGCAUCGGCAUCGCGCUCUUCCAGACCUUCUCGCUGCAGGCGGGCCACUGCGCCGACAAGAACAAGUUCAACGUGCCCACCAUCGUGGUGGAGGACGCGCAGGGCAAGCGACGGUCGUCCAUCGACGGCUCGGAGCCCGUCAAGACCUCGCUGCAGAUCACCUACCUGAUCAGCGGCAUCGUCUUCAUCUACGACUUCCUCACCGGCUUCCCCAUACUGGUGGUGAGCUUUGCGAGUCUGAAGUACGACCGCUCGUACACGUGGAUGGUGCUGUGCGUGCUCUGGUGCUCCAUCGCCCAGUCCAUCCUGCUGCCCAUGUUCCUGUGGGCGUGCGACCGCUACCGCGCCGACGUCAAGAUGGUGUGGGAGAAGUGCGUGGCCAUCAUGUCCAACGACGACGUGGACGAAGAAAACAGCCAGGAUGGAGCCUUUCAUCCGGAUUUAAUUUAUGACAGACCGUAUGACUAUAGCCCGGGGCCCGAUAUCAUGACGAUAGACCGUAUUGCCAUGUACGAAUUCUCAACCUUAGAAAGGGGUGUGCCCCAGGGUUAUCCAUUGAGGGAACAACAGGAAGAUAAAAUGCAGUACUUGCAGGUGCCCCCUACAAGAAGAUACUCCCACGACGAAACCGACAUGUGGACCAGCGGCCAGAUCCCCUCCUACCUGCACCGUUGGGGCUCCACAGAGGACAUCAUUGGGAUCCAGCAGUACAGCUCGUCGCGCCACCACGACCGCCGGAGGGGCAGCCUGGUCUCCUACCAUGAGGAGGGCGGCCCCUACCGCAAGCGCCGGCGCUCCGAGGACAGCGGCUACGCGCUCCGCGGCCUGCCAAGGGUGGCCGUGCUGUCCAGCGGUGGCGGCGGCGGCGCUGCCGUCGCGGGCAUGUGCGGCGACCGGCACCACGAGGCCGACUUCCUCAAGUGCUUCGGGCGCGACGAGGUCAUCAGCUUCAUCGACGAGACGCCGCUGGCCAGCCCCAUGAAGAGCCCGCACCGCCGCGCCUCGGCCGUCUCGCUGCUGCCGCAGGCAUUCGAGGUGCUGGCGCCGCACGGGAGUGGCGGUGGGGCCGGUCAGCACGCCGUUGUCCUCUACCCGCACUUCCCCCUCACCAACUUUGAGCGCGAGCCGCAAGCGCUGCGCCGCCUCUCGGACCACGGCAGGGGCUGCGCUCUCACCGAGCUGCCCCAGGACCACGCCGGACGAGGCACCGGAGGGGGAGGGGGAGGGGGCGGUGGUAGCCGCCGGGGCAGCAGAAUGGAGAGCUCCGUCAGCGGCACCUCAAGCGGCGCAGGGAACGGAAGCGCCGGAUGCUCGGGCGGCACGGGGACCUGCGGCUCGGGGAAGGGCUGCUCCUCGAGAGACACAACAAAGUGCGUGGCCAGCCAGGACGCGGGCCCUCACGGACACGAGCAGCCGCCCGCCUCCCCCAGCCAGAGGCACAGGACCGGCCCUGGAGAGGGCAGCGGGGGCAGUGGGGGCGGCUGGGAGGCCGAGCAGAAACUCCUCAUGAAAAUGGAGAGCAAAGGAAGCACAAAUAGUUUUAUAAGCUCUCCCUCGGCCUCCUCGUCGGGAUACGUCACCUUCCACUCCGACUCGGUCGGCUCCGCCACUUAAGCGCCCGUGUCAAGCUUUUCACUGUUGCUGUUCUUAUUACUUUGACUAUUAUUGCUUUGAUUAAUACCUGCUGUUCUGAUUCAAGUGGAAUGUUUUUGUAUUACGAGCACAGUGGAGAGACGAUAGGGCAAAGAGGACAAACAGAGUUUACAGAGUUUCACCUGUGUCACAGAAUCAGCAGGCUACGCUCCGGGGUCUCUGAAACAUCAGUCAGGUCCAAAAAGGAGUCAAGCAGUGCUGACCUUAGUGCUUUGUGUGUGUCAUUUAGACAUUUACUUUCAUUCUUUUAAAGAGGACGCUCAGUAUAAAGAUGGAAUAGAGGUUUAUGGAGAAGAUUCUGGGCAGUCAACUAUUCAUUGACUUUUUCUUUUUUCUCUCUCAGUUUACACGUCAUGUUUACUGGGCCACGGUUCCUCUCUCUUGGCUGUUUGUCUAUUUUGGACAGGGAGAUCUUGCUUCAUGGCAGUGCGGUGUUAUUAUUUUGAUAAUUGAAUAAAUGAAAUGUGUUUUCUCACAUAGUGCUUCAGUUUUAAAGUGUUCAAAAUGUUUCUUCUUCUUUCUGCAAAGUGUUGCAGAAAACAACUGCCCAUAAUUGUUUAAGGUUCCAGACUGCCCUUGUUGACUUCUUUCUCAUCCCUUAUAUGUUGGGUCAUACUGUCAAAUGAAAAGUGUAAAUGUGUUGUAAUUAUUUAAUACUAAAUUAUUUCCCUCUUGUACUGAUGUUUAAAGUAGACCUUGCUGGUACUGGAUUGUCGAUAAGGACUUUCAGAUUGCACAUACAUAACUUCACUAUGAUUUGGCCUUUGAUGUUCAGAGGAGAAGGAAAAAGUCAGAAGCACCCACAGAGUCUACUGUGUGUCUGAAACUAGGGGCAACUUAAUUGGACUUAAUUGACUAUGAAGAGGACAAGGUAUAUUAUUAAUAUAAUAAUUUUCCUACAGUAAAUGUUUUUAUUAUUGAGACUUGCCCAGAUAUUUCAGGUCACAAUCAAAUGGCUUUCUGCUAUAUAAAAAUAUCUUGUAUGUAAGAGUCAAAGAUGUGCAUUUUCAUCUGAUGGCAUUGUGUAUUGCUAUUCUGAUUCCUUUAUUCAGGAUGUUAGGAUUCCCUGAUGUGCAUUUUAAAUACUGUUAAUUAAGAGUUGGGAGUUCAGACUCCUAGCUGAGCAUUAGCUGCCAGCAUGCACGGGUGUGCAUAUAGGCUACACUUUGCCAAAUACUGUUGUGAAACUCGCCAAUGGUGCUCCAUGCAAGUGCAGCUGAGUUGAGCUGAUCUUUCAGCCAUUGAAGAUUUGCUUUUGGAUUCCACAAUCUGCCAGGCAUCUGCCAUGUUGACUAGCCAGUGCGCCAGAGUCUUCCUCAUUCUGUAACAAUGACCAAAUCUUUUCAAACAUUUAGGACUAUACCGGGCAAUAUUAUAGCCAAUGCAACAUUUUGCCAAGAUUUAGAUAAUAAGUCAAGUAAUCUACCAGAAUAAUGGGUAUUAUCGUUAAAUGAAUGUAUUUACAAUGAUAUUCUGUUUGGGCUAGACAAUGAUUCACCAAGACGAAAUAAGGAAGAGCAACAAAAUCAAUAUUGCCUGCAACUUGAAAAGUACCCAGAAGGAUUUUUAGUAGCCUUAUGUUGUUUGUGGAGAUACUUCUUCUUUAUUCUUGACAUUGUUCAAAUAAUGAUACAAUUAUGUAACACGGUCAGAUUUUGUUAAGCACUUUGACAUGUUAAAUGAAACAUUUGGCCAUAUCGUUUUUUCCCAGCGGAGGUCUGAGAUUUUGUGAGAUCUGUGCGUUCUAGUUUACAUUUUUCCGUGCACCACACUUUGAUUACAUAAUGCACAUCUAUAAACACUUCUAUUUUUUAAAAAAAUCAAUACGUUUAACGUUAUUUAUGAUUUGAAAAAUAGAACUCGUUUCGUUUGUUUUGUUAAAAAAAUAUCAGAGCGUAGUUUUGUAACAUAUCCUCGGUUCUAAAUACUUUGUCAAACUAAUGGACGAUGUUUGAUGUUAUGUUGCUGAUAUUAUGACUUUGCUUGAAGUAAUUACAUUUACAUGAAGAGAAACACGACUUUUGUUGAAUUGUUUGAAGUGUUUGCGUUUGUCAAUGGAAACCCUGGCGUUCUGCCUAAUUCUGAGAGAAGUGUUCAUCAAGAAAAUGUGUAGGCUACAUCAACCGUUUAUGAAAACACUCGCUUCUCAUUUUUAACGAUGCUAACACUUUUUGAAAUACUGCCUAAAAAAUAUGUAAGGUUAGAAAAAUAAAAUAAAUCUUUCAAGACA